Amphiprion ocellaris (clown anemonefish) is the source of this 3991-nucleotide messenger RNA. RefSeq names its product v-crk avian sarcoma virus CT10 oncogene homolog-like (gene crkl). The transcript has 3 exons. Bases 965 to 1885 code for a protein of 306 amino acids. Gene Ontology annotation, molecular function: protein binding. Lineage: Eukaryota; Metazoa; Chordata; Actinopteri; Pomacentridae. Gene Ontology annotation, biological process: positive regulation of ERK1 and ERK2 cascade. The record is from RefSeq and is a predicted model, not a curated record.
GUCGCCAUUUUUCGGUCUCCGGCAGUCUACGCUUAUCUGGCGGCUCGGGUGAAAAGGGGGGGAAGAGCAGAAACGAGCGCAGGGGGGGAAAGUGAGCUAAAAUAUCCGAACCGUUAAUUUCGGGAUUCUCCGUGAGCGGUCGGGAGUGCACGCGACAGAGCCGAGCAGCCAGCCCAACGGUCGCGGCCCCUCUGAGAUGCACGCGCAGGAGCCGAGCAGCCGCCGCCGCGAGAUCAUUUCUGGUGUGAAGACGUGUUGCGGGCCGCCAUUUUUCUGCUGUGUUGCCUCAAAAGUCUGCUCCGAGUCGAGAGAGAGAGGGUUCAAAAGCCCGUUUCCAUGACGUGUGCCUUACUCUAAGAACGACGAGACUUCAAACUAAUCAUUUCUGCCUCCUACUUCGGCGGUCAGAUGUGAGGAUUUAUCAGAUGUAAAAGAAAAAGAAAGAAGAGGAAAAAACCCGAAGGGGACCACCUUUUCCGUUCUCAUAACUGACACUGACUGGAGGAGAUAAAUUUAUUAGAAGAGAAGCCUGGUGGUUUUCUCGGAAGGCGGAACGAAAAGGGGAAGCUUUUAUUGAUCAUUGUCGCUUCGGGCGUCCGUCUAUGUUGGUCUGUCGUAAGUUUAUUUUCCUGCUCUUAUUUUGGCGAUUGUUCAGCCCGCUGACUGCUGAACACAGGAACCACAUUAUGCUCCAAAGUUGGAUCAAGUCAGCCUGUGUGUGAAAACGUCAGGUUGUUGUAUUUUUGCUGUUUUUAUUUUUCAAAAAAUAACCUCCAGAGCCUGCAGCGUUUGUGCAGAAAUCCCCCCAGAAAGCUUCAUGCCCUGCCCUGCAUCUUCCAAAUCCUGCUAUUUGCUGUGAUUGGCCCAUAGCAGCCACGCGUUUUAACUUAUUGUCUAGGCUGCGCUUUAGUAUUUUUUCUCGUCUUAUUUGUAGACUUAUAUUAACUUAUUGUUCUGAACAGAAAUGUCAACUGCUCGGUUUGAUUCAUCCGAUCGGUCCGCCUGGUAUUUUGGACCCGUGUCACGGCAAGAGGCACAGAAUAGGUUACAAGGACAGAGACAUGGCAUGUUCCUUGUUCGAGACUCGUCGACCUGCCCGGGCGACUACGUGUUGUCAGUGUCUGAAAACUCCAAAGUGUCUCACUAUAUCAUCAACUCUUUGCCCAGCAAGAGGUUCAAGAUCGGCGACCAGGAGUUCGACCACCUCCCGGCUCUCCUGGAGUUCUACAAAAUCCACUACCUGGACACGACCACGCUGAUAGAGCCAGCCCCCAGGUAUCCAAGCACAGUGAGUGGUCCCAUCCAGCCCAUGGUCGGCCCCGAGGAGAACGUGGAGUAUGUGCGGACUCUAUAUGACUUCACUGGCAGCGACGCCGAGGACCUUCCCUUCAAGAAAGGGGAGAUCCUCAUCAUCCUGGAAAAGCCGGAGGAGCAGUGGUGGAGUGCCAAGAGUAAAGAGGGACGUGUCGGGAUGAUCCCUGUGCCCUAUGUGGAGAAACUGGUACGACCUCCACCCCAUCCCGGCCAGCCUUCUCAUGGAUCUCGCAACUCCAACAGCUAUGGGAUCCCUGAGCCCUCCCACGCCCUCGUUCACGCCUACGCCCAGCCCCAGACACCUUCUCCACUGCCCCCUGGCACACCUGGAGCAGUUAUCACUCCUCUCCCGUCCAUGCAGAACGGCCCUGUCAUGGCAAAGGCCAUCCAGAAGCGAGUGCCCUGUGCCUACGACAAAACAGCUCUUGCUCUAGAGGUCGGCGACAUCGUCAAGGUGACACGGAUGAACAUCAGCGGUCAGUGGGAGGGCGAGGUGAACGGACGGAGGGGUCUGUUCCCGUUCACCCACGUCAAAAUCAUAGACCCCCAGAAUCCAGACGAGAGUGACUGACCUGUGAGUCGGACCGGAGCCUGAACCCGCUGGCUCUCUCCACCUCCCCCCGCCAGUGUCACGGUUAUGUGCUUGCCUGCUUGGGGCUGUACCAUGAUAGCGACUCCUCUGUUGUUGCCGACCCUUGCAAGGCUUUCUGACUGUUUACAGCUUUUGGACAUCAGAUCUGAACUAAAAACAACCCGACCCCACUUCUCCCAGUUCCCUUAUAUAAUGUUUUUUUUCUCCAUGUCUUGGUUCCAGGCUGGGCAGUGUUUUUGCAUUAGUGUCCUUUUCAUUUCCAGAUCACUGGGCAUCUGUGUGUGUGUGUGUGUGUGUGUGCGCGUGUGCGUGUGCGUGCGUGCGUUUGUGUUCACAGUGGAUAUUUACCAUAUUACAUCACAACAUGUCUUUUUUUUUAUUUCUCUGAGUAUUUGUUCUGUUUGAAGUCUUGGGGACUUUUUGAAAACGUUGGUGUGUGUUUGUGUUGUUGAUGUGAGGAUAUUCGUGUGAAAUAGGGAAAAGCAAACAUCCUUGUGGACUUGGGAGAGCACUGAGGCGCUAACCAGCCAGUCAGAUCUCCAAACAAUCAGGUCACUGUCGUACCUUAACCAUGACACAAGCACACACGUGUACACAUGCUUACUGGCCAUGAGAUGUUUUUGUUUUCUUUAUGUGUAUAUGAUGUGUGGUUUGUGUCGGGAGGAAGCAGAAGAGAUGGGUUUGUGGAUUGUAGAUGCCAUUAAUCCAUCCGUUCUCCAACCUGCUGACUGGCUGAUGAGACUUAUUUAUCUUCUGUUAAUAAGACAUGACACGGCCAUAUGUGAUUUUUCUUAUUAGUGCCAGAUGAUCAAGUUCUGUUUCUUUUCAGGACAUGGAGAACUGCGUAUCCACUCGGUACCUCUAUUCUCACAUGAUGUGGAGCUAAGAAGACAUUGCUUAGAGAUUAGCAGGGUUUUUUUUAGUGCUGACAGCACCAAGUACUAAAAGAGACUUUUUUUUUUUUGCAUAGGAGUGCCAAGCUUUGAACGGGUUUCCAAAAAGUCAAAUAGCAACAGCAGUAGCACCGGCCAGCACGUCCCACAAGCAACUGACUACAAGGCAAACUAAAAAUGUGGGCAUGAGGACCGAAGCCUUUUGCACUGAGGUGAAAAACUCCACUUUCGGUGACAUGGGUCAGGGAAGGACGAAUGUCUCAGCAAGCCAAUGAGAGCCCAUCAAUGCCUUUUCGGAGUAAGACGCGUCUUACUUUUAGCGCAUGCAAUCCAUCUCUAACCUUCUGUUUUUAACGUGAUCUUACUCCUGUCCAUGUAGGAUUUCAACCAGCUUUAUUCCUUGAGUAUUUGGUCUCGAUAUGCAAACAGUAGUGCGAAGAAUCUCUGUUCAUAUUGUGCUGCGAGCAGUUUCUGUUGAUGAGGAGGAAGCCGAGGAUUAAACAGUCGUGCAAACAGUGCAGAACCGUGGAUUUCUGUUGUAAAACUAAACCCCACCACGUCUUCUAUUUAGUGCUUUUUGUUCACAUCGAAGCUCAGCUGUUCACACGGAGGAACAUUGUGCAGCUUUUAGUUGGAUCCUUUUUUCUUUUUUCGGUCAGUUUUGUCAAUUAAAUCAAACAUUUUGUUAUUAUUUUUUUGGUUAAAAUGAGUGAUGUUAUUAAAAAAAAAGUACCUAAGGUGACAUUUACAAAAAGGGAAAAAUGCCUGCUGGUUGCCUCUGUGCAUGACCUCUUGGCCAGGGAGACGGUUUUACCUGGCUGAAUGCUGCUUAAUGUCAUUUAUUUCCUCAUAAAAAUAAAGGUUUCUCUUAUUUGAAGCCCACCUGUUCGGGGUUCUCCUCGUCAAGCUUAAUGAAAUUUACUAAUUAAGCAAUACACCCUGAUUAUUUCCUUUCUGGUGGUGAACUUGCUUUUGUCAUGCUUCUGAGUUAUUUUGAUAUGGCAUUAACAGUAUUACUGUGCUCUCUUCUCAUAUUCUAGGAAAGCCUGUCUUUUACUUAAGAAUUGAAAAUUGUGCCUUUUAUUUUCUUAUACCAUUUACAUGUGUUAAUAUUUCCCAUGGUUAACACCUGUGCUGGUAUUGACCCUUUAUGUACAGAACAAGUAAAUAAAAUUUACGUCUACUUCUUUAA